Molecule: messenger RNA, 3418 nt
Organism: Daktulosphaira vitifoliae (grape phylloxera)
Lineage: Eukaryota; Metazoa; Arthropoda; Insecta; Hemiptera; Phylloxeridae
Gene: Ack
Product: activated CDC42 kinase 1
Exons: 11
Coding region: 232-3024 (930 amino acids)
Biological process (GO): protein phosphorylation
Molecular function (GO): protein binding; protein tyrosine kinase activity; ATP binding
Source: RefSeq, a predicted model, not a curated record
GCAAGGCAUAAUAUUAAAUAGUGAUAACUGUGUAGUUAUUUCAUAAUAUCAUAGAAGAGAAUCCAGGGUCAUUGAUUGAUAUCUAUCUCGAUGAAUUAAUUUUUUUAUUAUUUAAAAAGUUAUAAGUGUUCUCAUUUUCUUACACUCAACAUAUUUAUUAAUUAAAUAUUAGUAAUGAAAUUUGUGAAUAUUUUACGAUACAUAAUAAAUAAUUUAUAGUUGGAUUUAAAAAUGGCCUUACCAGAUACAUAUAACAAUAAGGAGUGGCUACAAAAACUCUUAUCCGAUGUUCAACUUGAACAUUUUAUUACAAGAAUUACUGAUGAGUUACAAAUCACUCGAUUAUCUCAUUUUGAAUAUGUCAAGCCAGAAGAUUUGGAAAAUAUUGGAAUUAGUAAACCAGCUGCUCGAAGAUUGUUAGAAGCUGUUAAAAAACGCAAAAGUGCUGAACGUCGAAACAAAAUAUUAUCACUUUUAGGAGGAACUCAGGCUAAUAAACAAUCUACCGGAACUCUUAAAAAAAAUACAACUAAUCAAUCCUUUGGACAAGCAUUGUCAUUAACUUGUUUAAUAUUGGAAAAAGAUCUCAGACUAUCUGAAAAAAUUGGAGAUGGUUCGUUUGGUAUUGUAAGUAGAGGUGAAUGGAGUACAUCAGAUGGCCGUACAGUUCCUGUUGCUGUUAAAAUAUUAAAACAAGAUGUACCAUCAAUGCCACAGUUAUUUGAUGAUUUCGUUAAGGAAGUUCAAGCUAUGCAUUCUCUUGAUCAUGUGAAUCUUAUUAAACUCUAUGGUGUUGUAUUAACUCAACCAAUGAUGAUGGUUACUGAAUUAGCUCUAUUAGGAAGUCUCAGAGAUUAUUUAAGAAAGCAGUGUUCUCAUAUUCUAAUAACAAUUCUUUGGGAAUAUGCUCUUCAAGUAGCUACUGGUAUGGAAUAUUUAGAAAAAAAACGAUGUAUUCAUAGAGACUUAGCAUGUCGAAAUAUUCUAUUAACUACUUCUAAUCAGGUAAAAAUUGGUGAUUUUGGAUUGAUGCGUUUAUUACCCAUGGAAGAAGAUUGUUAUGUUAUGACUGAACGUCGAAGAGUACCAUUUCCAUGGUGUGCUCCAGAAAGUUUACGUACUCGACAGUUUUCACAUGCAUCUGAUACAUGGAUGUAUGGUGUAGCUCUUUGGGAAAUGUUUACAUUUGGUGAAGAACCAUGGGCUGGAUUAGAUGCCACUCAAGUUCUAACUAAACUUGUUCGUGAACGGCAACGACUUGAACAACCAGAAGCUUGUCCAAUCAAUUUAUAUAGAUUAAUGCAACAAUGUUGGAACAUAGAUCCUGGGGAACGUCCCACUUUUAGUGAUGUUCGAAAUUAUUUAAAAUCUCAUUCUCCAAAUAUUAUGAAAGUAACUUCAAAUUCAUCUGUUACUGAAGAAUAUAGUGAUAAUUUAAACCAUUUAAAUGUAGACAUGGGUGACAAAAUUAUUGUAAUUGAUGGACAGCCUGACCAUUUUUGGUGGAAAGGACAAAAUAUAAAAACAUACCAAAUUGGCAAAUUUCCUAGGCGGGCUGUUGAUCCAAUGCGGCCAAAAGCAUCAGAUGAUAUUAGUAGGCCACUUCGUAACUCAUUUAUACAUACUGGUCAUCAUGGAGAUGCUAGUGGAAAUAACUGGGGUUUCCAUGAUAAAAUUGAUCAAGUAUAUUUAAACAAUCCCAUGGAUCCACCUGAUUUGUUAGGAUCUCCCACAGUUAUCGAACCAGGUCCUCCAAUAUUACCAAGUAGAAAAAAGUCUUAUUCUAAGAAUAAUAAUGAUGCCAUAGAGAAAAAUUUUAAAUCUAAAGAAGAAAAGUCCAAAAAUACUGUUUUUAAUUCUAUCCUUCCAUGUAAUAAACAAUUUAAUUACUCAAAGCUCACAGAAGAACGGAAAAGACAGUUGAGACCAGCUCCUGGUAGACCACCAGGUCCAUUUCCUAAACAACCAAAUAACGAACAAAUUUUAUUGGAUUUAGAUGAUUGUACUCCUCCACCUGUACUCCACAAUCAUAAUAUGCCAACUGAUUCAAAUUUUUCUCUUCUUGAUCAGCCAAUUGAUGUUGCAGAAUUUGGUUCUUCAGAUAGUCAUGACUAUCACCACACAUAUAUAAAUAUCGAGGGAUUAGAUACUGAAGAAUCAAUAAAAGAUCCAUUUGAUACCUCUAACAUUAACACUCAGCUUCAAGGACCUACUCAUAGUACACUUCCAUCUUCUAUUGUAUCAAAUUUAAAUUUAACUGACAUUGUUAGUAGUUCAGAAAAACUAGAUCUUAAUUUUAUUGCUGAACUUGAAAAAAAUUUGGGUCAAAAUGAGGCUAAUGCAAAUAGUAUUAGACAAACAAUACUACCACCACCUGAAUCUAUUCCUAAAAAAUUGAACACCGAAAUUUUAAAUGCAACUAUUCCUAGACCACAUAGUGCAAACUAUACAUUUUCAAAUGUGGCUGGUUCAACAAAUUAUUCCAGCACUAUUAAUGACAUUGAAAAUUAUGUACCUAAGUAUACAAAUGAUACAAGAUAUGUAGAAAAUCUUAAUUUAACAGAAAACAUGUUCAAAGAAAUGUGGAUUGGUGAUAUUCCUGGUGCAGGAAAAACACAUAACUCCAACAUAUCUAAUUUUUAUAGAAAUGAUUUAUAUACUAAGAGUAACACAGAAAAUAUUGCAACAUCUUCUAAUUAUAAUACGGUGUAUUAUAGUCCUGUUGACAUUUCAACUAGUAGGUAUUAUAGCCCUACACCAUCGGUCUAUCAAACUGUUCCUGAAUCUAAUUCUGAAUCCACAGUUAUUCAACUUUGUAAUUAUUUCAAUAAUACAGUAACAGAAAAUGAAUGUUUGGAUGCACUAGAAGCAACAUCAUGGGACUUUUGGGAAAGUGUUAAAUAUUUAAAAGUUAACAAUUUAUUAAGAUUAGGAAUGGCAUCAAAAGAAGCAUGCAUAACAGCACUGAACAAUUGUAACUGGAAUGUUGAAGAAGCAGCAUCCACAUUGUGUGAUUCAGUGUGAUACUAAGUUUAGUAAAGAUUACAGUUAACUAUUUAUUUUUACGUUGUUAUAAUGGUUUAAUAUUUGAAUUAAUCAAAUAAAAACUAAUUUUUUCAUGACUGUUAUAAAGUUAGCCUGUGAUAAAUAUUAUGACCAUUUGUAUUAAAAUAAAAACAAUUUUUUUUUUUGUUAUGUAUUAAUAAUAACUCUGUCUAUUGGUUUAUGUCAAUAUUAAAAUAUUGAUACUGAAAUGUAAAAUUACUCAACUACUUAAACAGUGAAUUUUUUUGUAGUUAUUCUUAAGAAAAAAUCUAUCAGAAUAUUUCUUAAUUUAUAUGUAUUAUUAACAAUGAUAUUAUUAUUGUUAAAACUUAAAAUUACUGCAUAUAAAUAACUAUCCAAUGACUUAACAACA